AUGCCAAUGAUAGAAGUUGACCAAGAUUAUAUAUAUGCCAAUGAUACUUAUCAUAUAGAUACUCAUUUAUACAUAUUAGUAUCGGUUUGUAUAUGGACUGUGUUAAUGUCAACAAUUGUCUUUGGAAGUGUUGGAAAUAUUCUUGUGUUAUACAUUUAUUCGAACAGAAAAGAUAAUAAAACAUGUACAUUAUUUAUUAAAGUGUUAGCAGUUGUCGAUUUAACAAUUUGUAUUCUAAUAGCUCCAUUAGAAUUAUAUCAAACAACACAAGGCAUAUAUACCGAAUUUUUAUGUAAAAUUUAUGCAUUUUUAUCUACACACGUAUUAUAUUCAACAUUUUUAAUCACAAUAAUUGCAUUCGAUCGUUAUUUUUGCAUAUGUUGGCCAUUAUAUAAAAUCAUUACCAUAAAACCUAUCAUACCAAUGUGUGAAUAUUCAACAAUUGAACAUCAUCUUCAAAUGCAUGCGAACGAAUCAUAUAUUGGAGAAAUUUAUGUAAAUGUAGAACUACAUAAACCACUUAUCGAUCGAACAACUGUCUUAGAAAAUACUACUCAUGUCAAAUGUUCGCCGAGAUUUAGCUAUCUAUUAUUAACGUCAUUUUCUUAUAUUCAUGCAUAUCGGCGAUUUCAUUCGGCUAUAUUUGCUGUUUGUACAUUACUCGUAUUAGUGUUAUACGGACUUAUUUAUCGAGCUGUAUACCAGCGACGUUGUCAACGAACAAGAAAAUUAUCACAAUAUCGACGGAUUGUUCGUAGUUAUAUAAUUAAUGAUGAAACAAAUAAACGUCAAAUCAAACUUCGACGCUAUAAUUCAUCACCUACAACAUUAAAAUUAUUAUGUUGUUAUUGUUGUCGGAAUAGUGAUGAUAUUAUACACCAUUUUCAACGAGAUCGAUUACCAUCACAUUAUGAACCAUCACAACUACCAACAGGAAAUCAUCAUAAUAAUCGACAUCGUCAUAAGGAACAUCCGUUUGCCGAUACGAACGGUAUGAGAAAUGGUUUAAAAUCGAAUACAGUUGUAAUGGAAGUGAAUGGUGCAAGAGGAAAACGAUACAGUACAAUAAGUACAACGAGUAUCACGUAUUUGACCAGCGGUGUAUGGGAUGAUUCAUCGACAGUACGCUCGAGAAUCAAUUCAAUAACGGCCACAAGCUAUUGCGGUGAACACAGCUCCAGUCGUCCUUCAACAUCCACAGAAGACUCAUUCGAUCAUUCUCAUCUUUCAUUAUCUUACAGACCUACAUCACCGUCGAUAUCACACGCAACAUCUACACAUCUCACAAUACCAACAUUUAGCCCAUCAACGCCAGGUCGUGGAACGACGACAUCAACGUUGGAAAAUCUUCAGAAAUGUAAUAUUAAUAUAAUGGUAACGGAGUUUGCUGACAUAACGGAGGCUGAUGAAGCCAACGAAGACAAUACGAGUACAUUACGCAUAAAUACUGGAACAACAAUACCAAGAAGUAUUACACAAAGUAUUGCCGAACAGUCAGCAUUAACAACAUCGUCAACUAUUCUUAAAACGGGCAAUGUAGCAUUGAAACGAACGUCAGAUGAGUCAGUAUUUUCUAGUCAAUCAACGGCAAACACGCUAGAAUCAAGAGCAUCUCAACAACAGAACAGAAAAGUUUCAUUCGUAAAUCCUCGCAGUAAAUUUCCAGAUGACUUAACUGAACAACAAAAUUCUACAAUGACUCCAUCAGUAUCAAGACAAAGUUUAUCAGUGACCAAUAUUAAUUCAACACAAAAUCCAUUAAAUACCACCGAUAGUCGAAAAGCAUCAAUAUCAUCUCGGCGUCCAUCAACAUUUGAUUGUGAAACUCAACGAAUGUUAGAACGUCAAGAAACUCAAGAACGUCUAUCAAAUAUUCGUACAACAUUAACAUUAUUUAUGGUUACAGCUACAUUUAUUAUGAUGUACUUACCAUCCAUAGUUCAUACACUAUUUUAUAUUAAACCACAUUUAUUUCGUGAAGUGCUAUGGCUAUUGUUUUAUGUGAAUAGUGCUGCUAAUCCACUUAUAUACAGUUUUUUCAAUGUAAAUUUUCGCAAUGAUAUCAAACGAAUUUAUGAAUGUCAAAGACGACAACACAUGGCAAGACAUGGAUAA
Messenger RNA from Didymodactylos carnosus, 2115 nucleotides. Lineage: Eukaryota; Metazoa; Rotifera; Eurotatoria; Philodinida; Philodinidae. The record is from the annotation of a GenBank genome assembly.